CGGAGCGCUGCGCGUCCCAUGCCGGGCGUCGCGGUGCGUGUUUCUAGCUGGCGACGGUUUUAAAGCGCCUCGCUUCCCCUCCCCCACCGGGCCUUUUCGCAGGAUGGAUGCCCGGGCGCGUGCCAAGCGCUACGAAAAGCUGGACUUCCUGGGCGAAGGGCAGUUUGCUACAGUUUAUAAAGCAAGAGACAAGAAUACAAAUCAAAUUGUUGCUAUUAAAAAGAUCAAACUUGGGCAUAGAUCAGAAGCUAAAGAUGGUAUCAAUAGAACAGCCCUUCGAGAAAUAAAACUGCUUCAGGAGCUUAGCCAUCCAAAUAUUAUUGGGCUGCUUGAUGCAUUUGGUCACAAAUCCAACAUUAGUCUAGUGUUUGACUUCAUGGAAACAGAUCUAGAGGUGAUAAUAAAGGACACUAGUAUUGUGUUGACACCUUCUCACAUUAAAGCAUACCUGUUGAUGACACUUCAGGGUUUAGAGUAUUUACAUGAACACUGGAUUCUUCAUAGGGAUCUUAAGCCAAACAAUUUGCUGCUAGAUGAAAAUGGAGUUUUGAAGCUGGCUGACUUUGGUUUGGCAAAGUCUUUUGGAAGUCCAAACAGAGUUUACACACACCAAGUAGUAACAAGGUGGUAUCGUGCUCCUGAGCUUCUGUUUGGUGCUAGAAUGUAUGGCGUAGGAGUGGAUAUGUGGGCAGUGGGCUGCAUAUUGGCUGAGUUGCUUCUAAGGGUUCCAUUUCUGCCAGGAGACUCUGACCUCGAUCAGCUCACAAAGAUAUUUGAAACCUUGGGUACUCCAACAGAGGAGCAGUGGCCUGGUAUGACCAAUCUUCCUGAUUAUGUGACUUUUAAAAGUUUUCCUGGGAUGCUGCUUCAUCACAUCUUCAGUGCUGCUGGCAAUGAUUUGCUCGAACUGUUACAAAGCUUAUUUAUAUUUAAUCCUUCAACCAGAGUUACAGCUACUCAGGCACUGAAACAUAAUUAUUUUAGUAAUCGACCAGCACCGACUCCUGGAAACCAGUUGCCAAGACCCAAUUGCCCCGCAGAAGCCUUGAAAGAACAGCAAAAUCCAAUUCAAAAUCUGAAGAGGAAAAGAGUGGAUGGCAAAGAUCAAGGAUUACCCAAAAAAUUGGUGUUUUGACAAAUAUGGAAAUGGGGAUAAUUUCUGCUGCUGUGAAGUCUGAAAAGACCAAAUGUGAGAACUCAAAUCAGCUGAAUAUGGAUGAAAACUAAAUGUGUAAAUGUAUAUAAAAUGUAUGUAGUAUUCUGACUUUAAAACCAUGUAUUUUUAUUACAGCUUUAAAAAAAGGAAAA
This is a messenger RNA of Varanus komodoensis (Komodo dragon), 1308 nucleotides long. RefSeq names its product cyclin dependent kinase 7 (gene CDK7). Lineage: Eukaryota; Metazoa; Chordata; Lepidosauria; Squamata; Varanidae. The coding region runs from base 104 to 1135 and encodes 343 amino acids. The record is from RefSeq and is a predicted model, not a curated record. Gene Ontology annotation, biological process: positive regulation of transcription by RNA polymerase II; protein phosphorylation. Gene Ontology annotation, cellular component: cytoplasm; transcription factor TFIIH holo complex; transcription factor TFIIK complex. The transcript has 12 exons. Gene Ontology annotation, molecular function: cyclin-dependent protein serine/threonine kinase activity; RNA polymerase II CTD heptapeptide repeat kinase activity; ATP binding.